CAAGACUCGGAGCGACCAUCUUCCGCACACCCAUUGUCUUUCUUUCUUUCUUUCCGUCUUCCAAAUCAUCUCCAGGUUUCUCGCCACUGCCAUCGCUGGCGCUUCCAUCAUCUCUCUCGUUUAUUCAUCAACAGACGGAAGAGAAGGGUCAGGAAACCCCGAAUUGAUUAGGCUUCUGUCAAAUCCACGCCAUCACAGUGUGAUUGUCCACUCAUUUCACUCACUCCAAGUACAAGUACAAGAACUUGCACACCCUCUUUUUUCGCCUCCUUCUUCUCACAUCCACCAUCUUCGUAUGGUACCAGUAUUUACCGUAUAUUACCUGUACCGACUCCCCUCGUCCUUUCCAAGACCACCAAGUGGGCAUCGCUGGCCUCGCCCUUCUGGGUCCUCUUGCUCUUUUCCGCUUUUCCUCUCGUCCUCUCGUCCCCCUCGCAGCCUCUCCCGCUCGCCAGGGGCUUCCUUCGCAUCGCGCUAGACCGGCGCAUCAACCCUUGAUCCCUGCCACACGAGCCAUCAGAAGUUGGGUUCACGGCACGCCCAGGAAAGAGCAUGGACCAGCCUUAGUGUGAAAAGCCAUCAAGCCAUCAAGCCCAUCCGCGCUUCCACCGCAUCCUUCUUUGUCACUUCGACCCCUUCGAUACCAUCGAAGCUAAAAGGGCACCCACUCACACUUGGGCCAUCGUCUUCCUCUCCCAAAAAAUCCAUUUUAACGUUAAUUGCCCCCCCUGAUUUCCCUGCGCUGCUAUCAAUUUCCCUUUCAACAACGAUCUUUUCAAUCCCUCUGCUACGCGGCUUAUUGGCCACUUUUGAGCUUUUUGGCUCCAGUUGGUCCCAUUCCCUUCUACCAGCUUCGACACUAGUCCAGCACCGAACCGGCAAAGGCACAGCCGCGUUCACCAUCUUCAGACGCGCGGACACGGAUUCCCAGUUUCCAACAAGAACAGCCUUCUCGUUCAUCGACCCCCCCAAGACCCAUCAACCGACCCUGGUGUCCACCCGUCGACUCAUCGUCCAAAGUCGACUCACACCGGCUGCUUUGCUCCGCGACCCCCUAGUCAGAAUCCACACAAACUUUGGGGCCUGGUCAACCACCUCGAGGGAAAACCAACAUAUAGGUACUCGCACCAGAUUUUACCAGCCUUCGAGUUUUUUCUCUUCUUCCUCACUUGCACCACCUUUUCGCGUCAUCGCAGAGCCUGCACACUGCAGCAAACGAAGCUUAUCCACUUUUACUGUCCCAAAUUGAGUCGCCAGACUCAAUUCAGACUUGCCCCAGCCACCCGUUCGAGGCCAACCACGCUAUGAUAUUCAGCCAGUCCAACAUCUUCCGGACACACCUUUUCUCUCGCCAACACAUUACACGACCAGAACAGUCAGACAUAGACCCAGAUCGGGGGGAAGAUUGUUGCGGACAGGGGCAGGAGUGAGGAGAGAGAAGAGUUUGAACGCCCCGAGUCGGAAGCAGAGCCUCGACCAUCAGGAUCAAAAUGAGUUACCACUACGGCGUUCCGCCGUCCCACUACACCAAAUACUACGGCACCUCGUCGCCGUACAGCAGUGGCGAGUACGUCCACUACGCUCCCCAGUACGAAUCAACACCGAAGAAACACGCGCGGAAGACCAGCUACACGCCCUCCCCUCGAGUCGGCGGUUGGUAUUCGCCUGCGGGCUCACCACCACCCCACCAUGAGCCCAACGUCCAGUAUUCUGCACCGCGGGAUGAUGUCUAUGUGAGUGAGGCAAGGGGCAAGACCCGCAACUAUGAGAGCUACAGCACCUUUCCUAGCUCGAGAUAUCAUACCCGUUCAUCAUCGCGCAAGCAGAAUCAGCCCAUCUACGUCUACGACGAUGAAGCUGAAAAUGCACGAAUGCAGCCAAACUACGUCUACCGAGAACCAAAGUCCAAGCUGAAGCAUGCGAGGAAGCCAAGCACUGACACCUACUUUUACUAUGGGCAGGAGCAGAUCAUUGACGAACAGCCAAAGCGGUCGAGGGCGCGACGAGCCUCGACCACCUCGAAACCCACCCCCAAGUCCAAGCCCAAGCCAGCACCGCAGGCAACCGAGGAGGACGCCAUCCGCGCCGGCAUCCCCGCCGGCUACUCCAUCAAACACUGGGAUCCUACCGAGCUGCCCAUCAUCUUGCUGGGCAGUGUCUUCGAUGCCAACUCGCUUGGCAAAUGGAUCUACGAUUGGACCGUCUUCCACCACGGUGCCUCCACUCCCAUCGCCGAUAUCGCCGGCGAACUCUGGCUCCUCCUCAUCAAGCUGGCGGGAAAGAUGAAGCGGGCCGAAGAAUGUGUGGACCGCAUCCGCAACCCCGAGAAACAGGAGACGGUCGAGGACUUCAUCAUCAGUGGCAAACGCCUCUGGGAGAAGUUCAAGGCGCUUCUCAAGGAUUGCGAACACUUCAUGCUCAAGGCCGCCAAACGUGACGGCUCCAAAACGAUGGGUAAGAAGGCAGGCACCGAGUUUGUCGACUCCAUCUUCGGCCGCGAUCGCCACCUCGAGGCAACCGAGAAGAUCAUGAACCAGAUCCGUCUCUGGAACAUGCGCUUCGAUGUCAACUGUGAGGAGACGUUGCGCCGACCCUCGGUUGCCUAGACUUUGACUCGGGCAAUCCGAGGACAUUCAUCAACGGCAAGCUGGGAAUCAAGGAAUCUCGACGGUGGCAAAAGUUUGAUGCAAACUCCGCCACACUCUACUCACAUCGCCACACACACAAACAACCAAUCAACCGACCAUCAACUCGACUCACCAUCUCUACUACUACUUCCAUCUCCAAGUCAUGGCCUCUGCGAGGUCAUUGGCGCUAAUGGGUUAGGCAACCUGUAACAACAUUCAUCCUGGAGCGUUGCAUUGGAGGCUUUCACUAUGAGUCAUUCAUUUUCUUACGGCCCAGCUAGGGCACAAAUGUACACUCGUUGGAGUUUUCUUUCAAGGGACACCAAAAGUUCUAUCAUGAAGCCAUGAUGGACGAACACAUGACCACAGAAUGACUCUGAUCCCUGUAUCAACAUGUUACGGACGAGGCAGUCAAGGUUCUGUUGGCGUACUUCCUGUUUUAUCGGCACAGAGAUACCCCCUCAUGUACGGCUCAUCAGCUUUGGUAUUGGUCUACUAUUCAACAUAUUGCGGCUUAUCGGGAGUUAUGGGAAUAUCCGGGGACCGAUCAUUUGGCUUUUCAAUAUUUUGCAGAGAAGCCACGUGGUCCCCAGGAUCAACAUUGCUGGAGGGAGUUUACCGGAAUUGGAGUUUUGGAAUCAUGGGCAUUUUCAUCAUCACAAUGGAGGAUAUACUUCAAGGACUCACGGGACCUUGGAAGAUUAUGGACUCAGCGGAUACAUGGGAGUUUCUUUUAAUCACAGGCUUCUGUACUAAUAUCAUUUGAUUUGCGGGCUUUUGAUA
Molecule: messenger RNA, 3410 nt
Organism: Cladophialophora immunda
Lineage: Eukaryota; Fungi; Ascomycota; Eurotiomycetes; Chaetothyriales; Herpotrichiellaceae
Exons: 1
Coding region: 1491-2606 (371 amino acids)
Source: RefSeq, a predicted model, not a curated record